GAAGCAUCUUAAUAAUAAAAUUGAAGUAGAGUAAAGGAGGGUAGUGUAUGGGGAACAUGAGUUGUGGUUCUUGCAUCUCUAAUGAUGUUAGUGUGGGGAAUAUUUUGAAGAAGAAAGGAAAAGGCAGAAAAACAGCGAUGUUGUUGUACAGGAGUGGAAACAGGCGAGAGAUCAAGCUACCCGCCAAAUGUGGGGAGCUCAUGAUCCAAGAAUUAGGCCACGUCAUCAGUCCGGUGGACGAAAUCCGCAGAACAGGUCGAGUUUCGGCUUUACUCGCCGAUGAAGAGCUUGUAGCGGGGAAGGUUUACCUGCUAUUGCCGGUGAAUAGGGUUCGUUGCAAGGCUUCAAAGAUGGAGAUGGGCAUUGCGGAGAAACAUAGUGUUAGUGCCCAAACAAAGAAGACAAAGGGAAAUCAAAUGCCCAAGGUUUCGCCGUCACUCAUUUCGAGGUCAAGUCAAAGGCUCGGACAAAACGAGGUUACCGUUUUCCCAAUUAAAAAGGUCAACCAAUUCCAAACACGCUGGAAUCCCCUUCUGGAUCCUAUCUCCGAAUCCCCCUCACCUCUCCACCAAUUUGGCCCACAAUUUUGAUCUUCA
Messenger RNA from Cajanus cajan (pigeon pea), 596 nucleotides. RefSeq lists its product as uncharacterized. The record is from RefSeq and is a predicted model, not a curated record. Lineage: Eukaryota; Viridiplantae; Streptophyta; Magnoliopsida; Fabales; Fabaceae.